Molecule: messenger RNA, 1580 nt
Organism: Pocillopora damicornis (cauliflower coral)
Lineage: Eukaryota; Metazoa; Cnidaria; Anthozoa; Scleractinia; Pocilloporidae
Product: hydroxymethylglutaryl-CoA lyase, mitochondrial
Biological process (GO): L-leucine catabolic process; ketone body biosynthetic process
Molecular function (GO): hydroxymethylglutaryl-CoA lyase activity
Source: RefSeq, a predicted model, not a curated record
CCGUCCCAACACGAAUGAUUCGGAGGAGCCUUAGCCACCUUUCGCGCAAGCCUAUUGGCCAGCUGGUAAAAAAAGUCAAGGUUGUUGAAGUGGGACCAAGAGAUGGACUUCAGAAUGAGCAGAGGAUUGUUCCCACUGAAACAAAGAUCAGUUUGAUUGACAAGUUGUCAGAGACUGGCCUUCAGGCAAUAGAAGCAACCAGUUUUGUUUCACCCAAAUGGGUUCCACAGAUGGCUGAUCAUGAACAAGUCAUGCAAAGGAUAAAGAAAGUUCCAGGCAUUUCUUACUCAGUAUUGACCCCAAACCUCAAAGGUUUUCAAGCCGCGUUGGAAUGUGGAGUAAAAGAAGUGGCCAUUUUUGGAGCUGCCUCAGAGUCAUUCAGUAGGAAAAACAUCAACUGCUCCAUAUCAGAAAGCCUACAGAGAUUUGAAGUUGUUUGUGAAGCUGCAAAAGAAAACAACAUUCCAGUGAGAGGGUAUGUUUCUUGUGUAGUUGGCUGUCCAUAUGAGGGAUCUGUAGCUCCAAAGGCUGUAGCAAAGGUAACGAAGAACUUGUUUGACAUGGGGUGUUAUGAAGUUUCUCUUGGUGAUACAAUUGGUGUUGGAACUCCAGGUUCCACUCAAGCCAUGUUGGAGGGUGUUUUAGAGACAGUCCCAGUGAACCAUCUGGCUAUUCACUGCCACGACACAUACGGUCAGGCUCUGGCGAAUAUUCUCACUGCCUUACAACUGGGGCUAGGGACAGUAGAUGCGUCUGUCAGUGGUCUGGGUGGCUGUCCCUACGCACGUGGGGCAUCUGGAAAUGUCGCUACAGAAGAUGUGGUUUACAUGCUGCAUGGAAUGGGAAUUGAAACGGGAAUUAAUUUGAACAAAUUAGUGGACGCAGGACAGUUCAUCUGCCAAGCCUUGGAUCGUAAAACCUCCUCGAAAGUAGCUCAAGCGAGAACAGACGGUCAGGAAGCGAAAAGCUGAUGACAUAUCACAAGGAAGUGGCUGGUCUCAAUCUCAAUGUCUCUCCGUAAGGGUGUGACUUUCUCUAAGUGCUCAAAAUAUAUUUAUUUAAUGUUUAUUUGGAGAAUCUGGUGAUAAAUGAACCCAGAACAAUUUGGCCAAGUCGUAACGGGUUCGCAAGGUUUUCGCUCGACCGUUUGCGAGAUUUUUACAAUGGACAUGAACAUUUCAGGCACUAAACAGCCUACUAAGUAAUGAUUUCUCACGCUUGUUAACUAGAAAUUAACAAGAAACUUUUCCCACAAUGUCAACACAAUAUCCAACAGAGAAGUGACGAGACAAGGCAAUCCUGGUCGUUUAUGGUAUAACUGUUCUCCUUAUCAUAAAACUAACGGGUGGGUGGAUGUUGAAAGGAAAAGAUUAAUGUCAGAUAUCGUUAUUUGCUGGGCAAAGAUCAGCUCAUUACACGUUCAUGAUGGUCGCAGUAUAAAAAAAUAUUAAGUGCUAUCUAUAGUCUAUAACCUUUGUAACGACAGACCGGUACGUUACGAUUUUUUGCCAAGAAAAGUGAAGACCCUAUCAUCGUUGGUGAGUUUCAGUUGAAUAAAUUGUAGAAAAUGAGCCUGUUAA